AUGACGAGGGGACACGGUGAAACUGCAUCGAGGGUAUCGAAGCCAAUUCACUACUCCAACCUCCAACUUUACCUCGGAGUCUAUGAAUUAUCUGACAAGAAUGGACAGCCGAAGGAUACGGAGGUCUAUGCUACACGCAUCUCCACCUCCAAACCUGUCUACAUUCCUGCCGCCAGACGCUGGUUCUGGAGACGUUAUGCUGCGGGUACGAGCCCACAAAUCCCGACACCCUUGGGUGUAGCUCCGAGAAAGAAUCGUACAGAAAUUAGGUGGCCUGAGCCCAAAAAGCGGGUUUUGCCAACCGUUGAAUUCGACUACGAUACCCCUGGCGAGGCAGUCAGAGAAAUCACCUGGACCCCAGCCGACGUUUCAGAACAUACCAAAUAUCCGCCAUACUUCCAUAUUCCGGCUCCAGCUUCUCAGCAACGUAUCUCGGCCUCACAAAAAGCACUGGCAGUCAAGGCACGAGCGGUUCAAGAUGCAUACAUUGCUGGAAGAUUGGUCGCUAGUGCUCCUAUGGAACAGUAUUUGGCUCGGGAGCUUUCGAAUCCUCACUCGAGGGCCAAGAAGCAACAGAGAUGGCAGGAGGCAAAGGAGGAGCGUGAUAGGUUACGGGUAAGGUUUAUGAAGGCCGCUAAGGAGGCUAGGAAAACUGGCGAUUCUGUAACAACCAUCGGACUGAAUAUCACAAAGAAACAAGCUGCGAAGGAAGGAAUUUUCCUAUUUGAGGCUCAUGUGCGCGAAGCCGACAAGGCUCGCAGAGCUGAGAGGGCCGAACAACGUGGUGCUGUGGCCAAGCUAGAGAGGAAGAAAGUUAGGAAGGCCAGGAAGGCUAAGAAGAUAGAGGAAUCGCUGAGGAAUUUAGUACUCGAGGAUGCAAAAAACCAGGUCUUGCCAACUACUCAGACUUAA
Rhizoctonia solani is the source of this 912-nucleotide messenger RNA. RefSeq lists its product as uncharacterized. The transcript has 4 exons. The record is from RefSeq and is a predicted model, not a curated record. Lineage: Eukaryota; Fungi; Basidiomycota; Agaricomycetes; Cantharellales; Ceratobasidiaceae. Bases 1 to 912 code for a protein of 303 amino acids.